Molecule: messenger RNA, 1167 nt
Organism: Cladophialophora carrionii CBS 160.54
Lineage: Eukaryota; Fungi; Ascomycota; Eurotiomycetes; Chaetothyriales; Herpotrichiellaceae
Exons: 2
Coding region: 1-1167 (388 amino acids)
Source: RefSeq, a predicted model, not a curated record
AUGUCCGUGGUGGGUAUUUCACCCAGCGAUCUUGUCAACGGGUUUCUUGCAGCCAAGAGGGUUGUUGAGGCUCUGAAAGACGAAGACGGGUCAGAGCAACAGGCUGUAGCCGCAUUAACAAGUCUCAAGCACGAGUUGGCAGCUGUUGACGGCCUUGAAGCCUUCCUGGACGGUGUGCAAGAUGAGGCAAGACCUUCGAUGGUCCAGGUCCGCGACAGUGAGCAAGUCCAAGCCAGUCGUACAGAAUCCACCCUCGAUACCCGACAGACCCUUGAGAGAAUCUCCCGGUCAGAGACUGCCCUCUCGAAGCCGAUUCUGCAAAUGCAAACUGCUUUUGAGAAAGGGGCUCGCAGGCAGCAUAGAGAAGGUUGUCAGGCACAGAUGACAUUAACGACCAUGGGCAAACAUCGGUCACCGCGCCUGGAUACCCGCAGUGAAGUCCUUCCGUCCUUUCCUUCAUUCAAGAAGCCCUCACGGCCGCUUUGCCGACAGCUUCAUAUGUCGCAUGACCAAGCCGUCACGCCAAUGCUGAUUGCUGCCCUGUUUGUCUCACGACACGACAGCGGAUUGAAGAUAACGCUCCGAGCCUUCAUCGACCUUGCGAGACCCGAUCCAGCAUCUGCAAUUCUAAUCCUAUGCACCAUUGUGGCGUUCUCGCAAAUGGCCGUCCGACUAUGUCCCCAGCUCUCCAUACUUGGUGCCGAUAGGGUCAGAUUCGAUGACGCAUUCGGAUCGUCGAUAAUGCUACCCUUCUCAACCUGCGAAUAUCCAGCGACCUUCUCGGGAUUCCUCCAGCAACAUUUCCUGGGACAUCCAUGGCAGUCAUUUGUCCUUGCCGGCAGCUAUCACCUCAAUCAGAACAAUGGUCGUGGCAGACUUGUGACAGAGGAGACUUGGGGCUCCAUUGUGAAACCAAAUUCGACAGUUGCGAUGUCGAUGUUCCUUGAAUUGGGCAACAAGAUCUGUAUCCGUUGUCGAAAGAGGCUGACUGAUGAUGGAAGAGAUCUUUUCUGUGCUGCUUGUGGCUUGUGCUAUGCCUUGUAUGCCUUUGCUCGCAAUGACGUGGACGACGAGGAAAGGCCGAAGGGAGGAACAGCGAAGGAGGAACAGCGAAGAAAGCGCAGGGACGUCAAGUGGUCUCAUCGAUGCAGGCCCUUCUCAGGAUGA